AUGGCGGAGGAACUGUUAAAGGAACACCAUGAGAAAAGCAGCGCGCAGCUCACCAGGUCACUGCUGGCAGUGGCUUUCCUGGCCUCGUUCGGCAGCUCCAUGCUGUACGGCUACAACUUGGCAGUCGUCAACUCUCCCGCGCAGUACAUCAAAGACUUCUACAAUGAGACGAUGAUAGAAACGUACGACUGGGUGCCAGACGAGCGUCUCCUCACCGUCUUGUACUCUCUCACGGUGUCGAUCUUCGCGAUCGGCGGGAUGUCUGGGGCCCUGCUGGUGGGCAAACUUGUAACCAAAUUUGGAAGGAAAGGGACCCUGGUGAGAUCCACCAUGCUGGUGUUCAUAGGAGGAGCUCUGAUGGGCUUCAGCAGGUGGUGCAGAAAUCCAGCCAUGGUCAUUGUUGGACGUUUCAUCACAGGAAUACACUCCGGAAUCUGUCUGAGUGUGGUGCCGAUGUACCUCGGUGAGAUCGCACCCAAGAACCUGCGAGGCUUCCUGGGUCUGGUUCCCAGCAUCCACAUCUGCCUGGGGGUCUUCAUCGCUCAGGUCCUGGGACUGUCCGAGCUGCUGGGGAAGGAGGAGCACUGGCCUGUGCUUCUGUCCCUCAUUGUGUUUCCCACCUCAGUCCAGCUGAUGCUGUUGCCAUGGUUUCCAGAGAGUCCACGGUACCUACUGAUCGAGAAGGAAAACGUGCACGCCACCAUCGCAGCCCUGAAGUGGUUUCGCACUAGAGCAAACAUCCAGGCGGAGGUGGAGGAGAUGCAGGAGGAGCAGCGCUCGCUGUCCUCCAUACAGACCCUGUCGGUCCGCAGCCUGCUGACCGACCGCUGCGUGCGCUGGCAGGUCGUCACCAUCGCCGUGGUCAACGUCGGCAUGCAGCUGUCUGGGAUCGACGCGAUCUGGUUCUACACAAACGACAUAUUCAAGAACGCAGGAAUCCCGGAUCCUUUCAUCCAGUACACCACGGUGGGGACCGGCGCCAUCGAGGUCUUCUCCGGGAUGCUCGGGUGUUUUACCAUCGAGCGUCUGGGCAGACGACCCCUGAUGAUCGGCGGCUUCCUCUUCAUGGGCCUCUGCUGUGCCGGGAUCACUGUGUCCGUCCUCUUACAGCCUCAGCUGUCCCUCAUGCGCUACAUCAGUGUCGGCUGCGUCGUUGGGAUCAUUGCCGGCUUCUGCAUCGGUCCAGCCGGCGUGCCGUUCCUCAUCACCGCCGAGCUCUUCAAGCAGUCCCACCGCCCGGCCGCCUACACCGUGGCCGGGUGUCUCAACUGGCUGUCCAACUUCACCAUCGGCUUCGUGUUUCCCUUCCUCGAGAUUGCCAUGGGUCCUUUCUGCUACCUGCUCUUCUGUGUGAUCUGCUUGGGAGUGGCCCUCUACACCACCUUCAUCAUUCCCGAGACCAAAAACAAGACCUUCAUGGAGAUCAGUCAGAUGUUCGCCGCCAGGAACAACAUCCUGGAGGAAGAGCUGACGUCCAACGGCCACCUGAAGCUGCCUCUGAUGAACCGAUACGGAACGCUGGGCCAGCUGGAGGAGUAA
Messenger RNA from Salarias fasciatus (jewelled blenny), 1539 nucleotides. It is a transcript of the gene slc2a15b, whose product is annotated as solute carrier family 2 member 15b. The record is from RefSeq and is a predicted model, not a curated record. Gene Ontology annotation, biological process: dehydroascorbic acid transport. NCBI's taxonomy places the organism in Eukaryota, Metazoa, Chordata, Actinopteri, Blenniiformes, Blenniidae. Gene Ontology annotation, molecular function: D-glucose transmembrane transporter activity. Bases 1 to 1539 code for a protein of 512 amino acids. The transcript is spliced from 12 exons. Gene Ontology annotation, cellular component: plasma membrane.